This is a messenger RNA of Leptopilina heterotoma, 628 nucleotides long. RefSeq lists its product as uncharacterized. Gene Ontology annotation, biological process: mitochondrial translation. The coding region runs from base 145 to 513 and encodes 122 amino acids. Gene Ontology annotation, molecular function: RNA binding. The record is from RefSeq and is a predicted model, not a curated record. NCBI's taxonomy places the organism in Eukaryota, Metazoa, Arthropoda, Insecta, Hymenoptera, Figitidae. The transcript has 3 exons. Gene Ontology annotation, cellular component: nucleoplasm; mitochondrial ribosome; mitochondrion.
CAAUAAGUAAAAAAACGAAAAAACUCACCGUACCGGAUCACGUGAUUCACCAUCAGCUGAUUGUCAACAUAACCUCUCUUUUUUUACAUUACUGUCGUACCUCGUUUUCGUGCUCCUUUUCCAUCCCAGUGAUUUUAUUUCAAAAUGAGAGGGAGUCAUUUAUUAAUGAGCAUUGCCAACAAAAAUCGAGCAAGAGCUGCACAAAAAGAAAAUAAAGUUCAAUUUAAGGCUUUACUGCCUCUGCAAUUAAGGAAUAGAGUCAGUGGAAAAAAUGACAGUGAAAAAGAAAAAGGCUGUCUUCAUGAAAUAUCUCUCGCCAUGGCCUGUCUUGCGAAAAAUAAUUAUCAAAAUACACCAUGCGCCAAAGAAAUAAAUAAUUUUAAUAAUUGUUUCAAGACAUAUAUGAAGAAUAAAGAAACUAGGAAGGAAAAUCAAUUAAAAGGCAUUCUCACUGUGGAUGCAAAGACCUUAAAUCAUCGAGAAGUUAAUAUUCUUCUUAAAAGGUUUCCAUAAGAAAGUAUGUGCUUUUUUCAAAUAAUUUAUUAAAUAGAAGACAAAUUUUUUAUAUUAAAUAUCUGUCUUGUAGAAUUAAAACAUUAAGUACAAAUAUAAAAUUUUUAAAAUCUAA